Molecule: messenger RNA, 1425 nt
Organism: Sphenostylis stenocarpa
Lineage: Eukaryota; Viridiplantae; Streptophyta; Magnoliopsida; Fabales; Fabaceae
Source: the annotation of a GenBank genome assembly
AUGAACUUAGCGUGGUCGUGUAGUGUCUCCUCCACCGCACCCUUCACCUCUGCCACCAACAACGCCCUUCCAAAGACACGGCGUCGUUUUCACGUGAAGUCGUUGAAGCGAAAGGCAAAAACAGGGAGUGCAGGGUUGCUGAGGGAGCCAAAGAAGGAGUUGUCGCGCAUUCUCCGAACUGAAGCCGCCAUUAGAGGCGUUGAGAACAAGGCCAAGUCCAACUCCCAUAAACAGCUCUGGCCUAAGGCCCUUCUCGAAGCCCUAGAUGACGCCAUCAAAUGCUGUCGUUGGGAAUCCGCUCUCGGGAUUUUUGCACUUCUUCGAAAGCAAUACUGGUACGAACCACGAUGCCAAACAUAUGCAAAGCUGUUGAUGAUGCUUGGCAAGUGCAGGCAGCCUGAAGAGGCUUCUCUUCUCUUUGAGGUCAUGUUUUCUGAAGGGCUUAAACCUACCGUUGAUGUCUACACUGCUCUUGUAAGUGCUUAUGGUCAAAGUGGUCUCCUUGUUCAGGCAUUUUCUACUGUUGAAGAUAUGAAAUCAGUUGUUGACUGUGAACCAGAUAUUUACACAUAUUCUAUUCUUGUCAGUUGCUGUGCAAAAUUUCGUCGUUUUGAUUUGAUUGAACAUGUCCUUGCGGAGAUGUCAUUUCUGGGCAUCCAAUGUAACUCUGUGACUUAUAAUUCCAUAAUUGAUGGAUAUGGUAAGGCUGGCAUGUUUGAACAGAUGGAUAAUACAUUGAAUGAUAUGAUUGAAAACGGCAACUGCCACCCAGAUGUUUUCACGCUGAAUUCUUUUGUUGGAGCACAUGGAAAGCAUGGGAAAAUUGAAAAGAUGGAGAAGUGGUAUGAUGAAUUUCAGCUAAUGGGCAUAAAACCAGACAUAACAACAUUCAAUUUGAUGAUAAAGUCCUAUGGCAAAGCUGGCAUGUAUAAGAAGAUGAAGACUGUCAUGGAUUUCAUGGAGAGAAGGUUGUUCACUCCAACAAUUGUAACAUAUAAUACCGUCAUUGAGGUGUUUGGCAAAGCUGGAGAGAUUACGAAGAUGGAUCAACACUUUCUGAAAAUGAAGCAUCUUGGAGUGAAGCCUAAUUCUGUUACUUAUUGUUCACUUGUCAGUGCAUAUAGCAAAGUUGGACGUAUUGACAAAAUUGAUUCAAUCAUGAGGCAUGUUGAUAAUUCUGAUGUAGUAUUGGAUACUCCCUUCUUUAAUUGCAUAAUUAGUGCCUAUGGGCAGGCUGGUGACUUAAAAAAGAUGAGCGAGUUAUUCAUGGGCAUGAGAGAAAGAAAAUGUGAACCUGAUAGCAUCACUUUUGCUUGCAUGAUCCAGGCAUACAACUCCCAAGGGAUGACUGAGGCUGCUCAAAAGUUUGAAAACAUGAUGAUUUCUUCCAAAAAUAAUUUGGACAUUAAGUUGAUCGAAUGCUAG